Messenger RNA from Penicillium nucicola, 1071 nucleotides. RefSeq names its product putative 1-aminocyclopropane-1-carboxylate deaminase. Lineage: Eukaryota; Fungi; Ascomycota; Eurotiomycetes; Eurotiales; Aspergillaceae. The transcript has a single exon. The record is from RefSeq and is a predicted model, not a curated record. Gene Ontology annotation, molecular function: 1-aminocyclopropane-1-carboxylate deaminase activity; pyridoxal phosphate binding; D-cysteine desulfhydrase activity. Bases 1 to 1071 code for a protein of 356 amino acids. Gene Ontology annotation, biological process: amine catabolic process.
AUGUCCAACCUCACCCUCCCCGAACCCUUCGCCUCCAUCCCCCGAACAUCUCUCCUCCUCGGCCCCUCACCAAUCCACCCCCUCCCCCGCAUCACCGCAGAUUUGGCCAAGUCUUCUCCCCACCACGUCGCCAUCUAUGCCAAGCGGGAUGAUUUGAAUUCCGCCUAUGCCUAUGGCGGCAAUAAGACCCGCAAGUUGGAAUAUCUCCUGGCUGACGCCCAGGCUCAAGGGUGUGAUACCCUGGUUUCCAUUGGUGGGGUGCAGAGCAACCAUACACGACAGGUUGCUGCUGUUGCUGCACGGUCUGGGAUGAAGGCGAGACUCGUGCAAGAGCAUUGGGUUGAUUGGGUUGAUCCUGGCUAUGAGACUACUGGUAAUAUCCAGUUGUCCAAGUUGAUGGGUGCUGAUGUGAGGCUGGAUCCUUCUACCUUUGGCAUUGAGCACAAGUCUACGGCUCAGGCCGUGGUGGAGGAGUCCAAGAAGAAUGGAGAAAAGCCUUAUUAUAUCCCGGCGGGGGCUUCUGAUCAUCCGCUGGGUGGGUUGGGCUUUGCACGUUGGGCCCUGGAGGUGAAGGAGCAGGAGAAGGAGAUGGGCAUCUUCUUUGAUACGGUGUUGGUGUGUGCUGUGACUGGAUCGACUUUUGCUGGCAUGAUUGCUGGCUUCAAGUUGUUGGAGCGCUUAUACCCCGAAGACCCCAAGCGCAAGGUGAUUGGUAUUGAUGCCUCGGCCACCGUGGAGGCCACUCGUGCCCAGGUGCUGCGCAUCGCCCAAAACACGGCUUCCAAGAUUGGUCUCACGGCGGAUGAUAUCACGGACGAGGAUAUCAUACUUGACGACCGAUACCACGCGGGUAUCUAUGGUAUCCCCGAUAAGCAGACUUGGGAUGCCAUUGAGUAUGCUGCUCGCAUGGAGGCCUUUAUUACCGACCCGGUGUAUGAGGGCAAGAGUUUUGCCGGCAUGGUGGAUAUGAUUCGUCGUGGUGAGAUCAAGGCUGGCAACAUUUUGUACGCCCACCUCGGUGGGCAAUUGGCUCUCAACGCUUACUCGGAGCUUGGCCGGACCAGCGAGUAG